Eurytemora carolleeae is the source of this 1508-nucleotide messenger RNA. RefSeq names its product nuclear transcription factor Y subunit alpha. The record is from RefSeq and is a predicted model, not a curated record. Lineage: Eukaryota; Metazoa; Arthropoda; Copepoda; Calanoida; Temoridae. Gene Ontology annotation, biological process: regulation of transcription by RNA polymerase II. Gene Ontology annotation, molecular function: DNA-binding transcription factor activity, RNA polymerase II-specific; RNA polymerase II cis-regulatory region sequence-specific DNA binding. Gene Ontology annotation, cellular component: CCAAT-binding factor complex.
CUAAUUGUACAAUUACCAUUAUUUCAGAUUCAGAAAAUUUGUAAAAUGAUCACCACUACUCAAGGGGGUCAGCAGGUGAUCCAGACCGCCAACGGACAGCAGAUUAUUGUUCAAAACGUUGGUGGACCUAGUCAAGGGGUUCAGCUAGGGACUGGUGAAGGAAUUCAGCAGUUACAGGUACUUCCUGUAAAUGGUCAGCAACAGCUGAUGCUGCAGCAACAACCUGGCAGCUCGCAACCUCAGAUUAUACAGACUGCAGAUGGACAAACUUUAAUUUAUCAACCAGUAUCAGUGGACAACCAACAGGUCGGAGGGAGCCAGUUGAUCCAGCUGCCUGGAGGAUCUGCGGGACAAAACGGGAAUAAUAUUAUUAUGAUGGUUCCAGGGGCCGGAACUGGACCUAGGAUACCAUUACCAGGUCCUGAGGUAUUAGAGGAAGAACCACUUUAUGUAAACGCAAAACAGUAUCACAGAAUAUUGAAACGGCGGCAAGCUAGAGCUAAGCUAGAGGCGGAGGGGCGGAUACCUAAAGAACGGAAGAAGUAUCUCCAUGAAUCUAGACAUCUACAUGCUCUUAAACGAGUUCGAGGAGAGGGAGGCAAAUUUAAUUCUCCUCAGCAGAAAAUGAUGAAACUUCACCACCAGCAGAUUCAUCAACAAACAGAUCUUAAACUAGAUUUCCAAAAUCUUUUCCGUUUGAACCCUGGAUGUUAGAGCUAUAGAGUUAUUUAUGUAAAAGAAUCAAGCAAACAUAUCCACAAGUGAAAUGCAAGAACAAUUAAUUAUCACUUAAACAGACUUAAAGUGAGAUUAUGCAAUAUGUUCACUAAGUGAGUUUAAAUGUGUAUGUAUAUAAAGAAUUACGUACGGUGAAUCAUCUUUUCAAUUAAUCAAUAUUCAGUAAACGCUCCAUGAAAGAUUAAGAUAGAACUUUACUUCUAAAUUAUGCACGUUUUGAGAUUUAUCUUAAAAACCAAGUUCCGUGAGAAAGGCAUAAUAUCAAUAUGCUUGCUCUGCAAUGUAUGCAGGAAAUGUUAAUGUUCAGUAGACCUAAUACCGUCAAUAUUUUAGUCUUACUUUAACAUUUCCUAUUUUUUUUUUACACAAAGUGAGUUUAUUAAACUUUUUCAAAGCUUUAACUUGAAUUUUUUCUUAUUCUGUUACAUGUAGAUUGUACAAUGUACAAUGUGCAUGACACAUCCAAGUGUUACUAAGAUGUAAAUUUUGAAGUUUAAUUAUUAGUUCGGAUAGUUCAUCAUUCGUCAUCCUUUCAGAUAGUAUACUUUCACCUUGUAGGCUCGGAGUGUUAUCUAUUAGUUAAAAAGUUUUCAAAAACAAAAAAAUCGUCUAAAACUGAUAUCGAUAUUCGACAUAGUUUUACUUUAUAAAUAUUAAAACUUCUUUGUAAACAAUCUUGAUAUCCACCUUCCUCGCGGCCCUGUAUCACUGCGUCAGUACAAAUUGUUUUCUACAUUCAAUUAAUAUUUCGAAUAAAGAUAAAAUUAAUA